Molecule: messenger RNA, 1700 nt
Organism: Branchiostoma floridae (Florida lancelet)
Lineage: Eukaryota; Metazoa; Chordata; Leptocardii; Amphioxiformes; Branchiostomatidae
Product: zinc finger protein ZIC 2-like
Exons: 4
Coding region: 1057-1647 (196 amino acids)
Source: RefSeq, a predicted model, not a curated record
AAAUUACAAAAGCGGGGCAAGUUAGGGCGCACUGUCUAGUGCAGCACAAAAUCGGAAGUUAUAUUCAAGGAAACGUCCAAGGUGUUUGCCACUUGUAACUGAGAAGGUGAAGGGUUCAUGAACCAUAUGUAUGCAUUCCUUAUCCAAGUAUGUUCUUUAGAUGAAUGUGUUAAAAAUUCAUUGAUCAAAACUUGACCACUCUCUAGCAACUAGUGAUGGAGCGCGUGAGUUAGAACUCGUAAAAAAGCGGGCAUCUUAGGGCGGCUCCCGUUAUAUGUUGUGAUCGGGUAGCCCAAUUUUUAUUGUUCUGUAUAUUUACCUUCACCAAGAGGGUUAUAUUUUCGGUUAAGGACUCAUGUUGUGUCCCUAACUGUAGGUCAACAGCAUAUAACUCGAGAAGCUGUGUAUGGAUUUUAAUGAUAUUUGGUGUUUGAGUAGCGAUUGCGGAAACGAAGGUCGUUUUCGAAAAUUGUUGGCGUAGCCUUUUUCCGUCAAGACUGUAGCUGGCCGAAUGUAUGCGUCCGCAUUUUUUGUACAGCAUAACUCGUACAGAAGCCUCGAAAGGAUCCUGAUAAUAUUUGGUAGGUGGGUGGGGGUCAGGAAAUCUUCGAUAAUGGGCUCCCUAGGGGCUCUCUAAGGUACAGCAGCAAAACUUCAAAUUUUGACAUCUCGUGUUCUGGACAUGCACGCCGAUGCUGUGAAAACCCAAUCCACAUCUGUGCCAGAUUAUCUUGUCUUGAUCAUUAGUCAUAACUUUUGUCCACACUCACGUUAGCAAGUUUCUUGUGCUAAAUUAGCAAAUGCAUUCCAAUCUUCUAAACAAAAAGCUUUUUUUGUGUCAGAAAAGAUGAUUUUUGGUCGUGUGAAGAUUUUUUGUGUCAGAAAAAUAUGAUUUUUGCUGGUUCGAAGAUUUUUUUAUAUCAGAAAAAGAUGACUUUUGGUGGUGCGAAGAUUUUUUGUGUCAGACAAAGCUGAUUUUUGGUGGUGUUGAGAAGCUGAUUUUGAAAGGUGUGAGGAUCUUUUGUAUUGAUUUUGGGUGGUGUGAAGAUUUUUGUAAUGGCGAGUUCUUAUUUUAACAUCCUUGGUUUCAGGAAAGAUGUGUCUGUCGUGUGGAGACGGCGUGAGACUGAUCCCGCUGCUGUUGAUGCUGACCAUGCCGAUGUACGGGUCGUUCCUGGGCCCCGAGCCCGUCCUGCGCCUGUCAAUCAUGCUGAUGAUCCAUGCAGGGGUCGGAGCAGCUCUGCCACUCGGACUGGCUUUCGUGGCGCCGUACCUACAGGUGGGAGCUCUGGCGCUGAUCCUCUCGCUGCCCGUGAACCUGCUGCCGUAGGCGCUCGUCUGGCUGUACGACAAACUGCUACUGGUGUCGGAGCCGGCACUACUGCUGGUGGAGGCUGCGCAGGUGGUGAUGCUGGCCAUGGCCGGCAGCUAGCUGGCGCUGGGGGAGAUAGAGGAGCGGCCGGUGCUGAUAAAGAGCCUGAUACUGGGCGUGACUGCUGUCUCCUAUGUCAUCGGCGCUGCGAUCGCUGUGGUUCUGUACAGCCAUGGCAGCUCCGCCUUAAACUGGCUGAUGCUGGCGCUCCUGUUAGCUGCUGUGGGCCUGGCUGCUCUAACCUACAUCGUGGACGAAGGUACAAAGUCAUUUAACUCACCGAUCUAGUGUCUUCUUUGUUCUGUGUCACUUUUGCUUGACAAUUGUG